GUCUGAGCUGCUAAUGUGUUGCAGUGGGAGAGGGAGGAGCCACAGGGAGGGAGAUUUGGGAAGAGAAUGUAGAAGUGCUCAAUGUGUGAGUGACAGGCAGACCAUCAGGACCGCUGUGGUGCAGCUCAGAGCUUAUGUGUGUGUGAACCCAGGAUUUACUGAACGUGUGUGUGUGUGGGUGCAGUAUCAUUCACACUGACGGAGCUAUCCCGUGUGUCUCAGGGAGAAUGUAAAGUGAAUUGAAGGAUUAGAGGAGUGUGUUGUGUAUGUGUGUGUAGCACUAGUCUGGAAUACUAAGUGGAUAUGUGAUCAAAUCUGGAUCGAGCUGCAAUGCCUACGGAAGAGUAUCCAUUCUCCACUGAUGUUUUACCGCCACUGCCGGAGGACCCUGUUGGAGGGCCGGUCCUAAGCCCAGCGGGUCCCAUCAGAAACUCUGCUCUGAGAUAUUGCUCCUCACGCAGCAUGGACUCCACACACUGCAACGAGCGGCCGGUGAGCUACGGCUCCACGUCUUCAUCCGCCUCCUCCCGUGACAGUCACUGCUCGCUGGGGGGGCGGCCGGUAUUAGGCUCCGCCCCCGAGAGGGAUCAUGAUUCAGGAGCCAUCCGACUGGAGCUGGUGCCUGCCCAACAGCUAGAGGAGGAGGAGACAGGAAGACAAACACCUACACCGACCAGUCAGAGCGAUGCAGAUGUUCAGUCGCCGGAAGGACGUAAAGUCCAGUAUGUGGACCGAGUGGUAGAGGAAAUCCUUGAAACAGAAAAAACCUACGUCCAGGACCUUCGCAGUAUAGUCCAGGAUUACCUGGAGUGCAUCAGCAAUCAGUCUCUUCUGCUGCUGGGAGAUGAAGAGAGGAGUUCUUUAUUUGGAAACAUCCAUGAGAUCUACCGGUUCAACAGUGAUCUGCUUCAUGACCUGGAGAAGUGUAAUGCCAACCCAGUUGCCAUUGCAAAGUGUUUCGUAGCCAAGAGUGAAGACUUCCACAUCUACACGCAGUACUGCACAAAUUAUCCAAGGUCUGUUGCUGUCUUAACAGAGUGUAUGCGGAACAAAACGGUGGCAAAGUUUCUACGGGAGCGCCAGGAAAGUCUUAAACACUCCCUUCCUCUCGGCUCCUACCUGCUUAAACCUGUCCAGAGGAUCCUAAAGUAUCAUCUACUACUGCAUGAGAUCGCCACUCAUCUGGAGAAGGAUUCAGAGAUGUAUGAUGUAAUCCAGGAGGCCAUCGAAACCAUGCAGAGGGUUGCUUGGCACAUCAAUGACAUGAAGAGAAAACACGAGCAUGCAGUUAGACUGCAGGAGAUUCAGAGUUUGCUGACUAACUGGAAGGGGCCUGAUCUGAUUGGCUACGGUGAGCUGGUUCUUGAGGGAACAUUCCGUAUCCAGAGAGCCAAAAAUGAAAGAACCCUCUUCCUGUUCGACAAACUUCUGCUGAUCACUAAGAAACGCGAGGAGACUUACACCUACAAAGCACAUAUCCUGUGCUGUAAUUUAAUGAUGGUAGAAGUCAUUCCUAAAGAGCCCCUAAGCUUCACCGUGUUUCACUACAAGAACCCCAAACUUCAGCACACUGUGCAGGCGAAGUCUCAACAGGACAAGAAAAUGUGGGUCCUGCAUCUAAAACGGCUGAUCCUUGAAAACCAUCCUGCCAAAAUACCGGCCAAGGCUAAGCAGGCCAUUCUGGAGAUGGAUACUGCAAACCACCCAAGUUUUAACUACAACUCUGAUGACAAGAGAGUGAACACUAAAGAGGGUCCUUCGCCCCGGAGAGUGCGCAGGAAGACAGAGCCCUUAUCUAAGUUAUUGAAAAACUCCAAACAUAUAAUAUCUAGUCCAGAUAUUCCGAAGCGUUCUAGUUUGGGAGUCACUCUGUUAUCACCUGUUGCCCAUUUGGGUAGUAUUGGCCGAUCCCGUAGCCUUGUCAGCGAAUCACAGGAAUCUCUAGACCCUGGUGACCACAGUGAUGUUGACGACGAGUCCCAUCCACAGGAUGCUGAUGAUGAGGACGAUACUGGUCUGAGUUCUGGGGGCAAGCUGAGAGUACCAGGGAAGGGCAGCCGGAAAAGACUGAACCAGCAAGUGUCAGUGGACAGCAUUGACCAGUGGAGAAACCACAACCUUACUCAUGCAGACCUACAGACUGCUAAAGAGUCCCUGCAAAAUAAGGUGAUCACACCCCCUAUCCUACGGGUUACUGCACCUCCAGAAGGAGACAGAGAUGAACGCUACUCUCGCAUGCUAGGAACUGGAGAGGAACCUUCCUUCCGCAACAUAUGGACAGACCAUCGAGUCCGGAGGACUAUGUUUCCAACUCGUCAAAAGAGUUUUCAAAUUGAUGAUGAUGAAGACAUUUAUCAGAUGUUCCUGCCAGCAGAGAAUGAUGCAAGGAGUCAUGAUGCUGAGAGUGACCAUGAGACUGCUGACCACCCAGAAAGACCCUGUAGCUGGCAUGUUGAACAAACUAAAACACCACGCCUAGACCUCCCCACAAGCAGAAGCAGAAUUCUUCGCAGGGCCAGCAGUGUUGGAGAAAACCAAAGUGAGCGACAAAGCCCUACCAAGCAUGCCCUACAAGAAGAAGAGACCACCAACCAGACUGAGUCUUCAAGCAAUGAAAUCUCAGGGUCAUCUUCUGCUGAGCAGUUAACAAUUGAUGAUAUCGAGAAUGUUUAUGACAACAUUAGUUAUGAGGAGCUUCAGGCCAUGGGGCUUAUCCCCAAGGAUCAAGUUAACCAUGGAGACUCUGAGGUAUCAGAGGUCAAGUCUAGGAUAGCACCACAAGUUAUAAUAACUCCGACUGAAACUGAGAGUUCAUGUGAGAGCAAUAGGUCUUCUGGUCAAAUCGGGGAGCCACCUGAGACAUGUGAACUGCAAAUUGUUGAGGAUGAGGAGAAUGUCUAUGAUACCAUUGUCUUCAAAGAGCAACCAGUCCUUGCAGCUGAGAUGUAUCAGGUAAACCCAGAGAGUUUGCAGACAUCGGAAGUAGAUCUCAUGGCUAGCCAGAUUUUAGGAGGGUUUGCAUCUGAGGAAAAACUCUGUCCUACAAAUAAGACAGAGGUUGAACAGCUUCAUAUUUCCUCUGCUGCAAUUUCUGACACUGAAGCAUCGCAGCUUUCCACAGCUGAACAUACAUUAGAGCAAGUGGAUGAGAUCUGGACGGAUUUGGAAAACUACAUCCGGAAUAAUGAAAAGAAGCCAGAUAGACUUCCAGCUGCAUUUCCUGUAAAUGCAACAGACACUGCACGUAAAACACAGGACUCCAAAAAAGUACAUGCUACCCCACACAAAGUACACGACUCUCCACGAAAAACACAUAACUCCCCGAGUAAAGAGAACAGGCUGCAACAAAGAGCUAGUGAUUCCCAAUGCAAAGCACAAGAAUCUCCAAGAAAGAAAGCCCAUAAGUCAAAUGAUUCUCCAUGUAAAUUACCUUUAAAAACGGUCCCUGUUUCUGCUGCAUCUGGGUCACCUAACCCACCAGCCUCUAACCCCUCUUCAGCUCCCCAGAUCCCUAUCCUCAACAUUCCCAAAAUUGUAGAGUCUAGGUUGGAUGAGAAAGACGAAGCAUCUUCUCCUGCAGCACUCCCUCCUCCCCCUGAGCCUCAACCUGGUACAGUGAAAAGCAUCCGCAAUAAACUUGCAAGAUUAAGCAGCGGAAGCUUCAGAAUGGAUGAUGAGGAUAUCCCUUCACCAAAGGACUCAGAGCUCCAGACCCUGUUUAGUAGCAUGGACUCAGGCUCCUCUAGUAUGCUGCUGAGUGUGGAAGCUGGGGACCAGUUUCUUGACCUUGGAGAGAGGGGCAAGAACAGAGUGUUCCUCAUGGCUAGGCAGUACAGUCAGAAGAUCAAAAAGGCCAACCAGUUACUGAAGAUGAAGAGCAUGGACCAUGAACCAAGUUGUGCUAAGCUAAGGCUAAGCAAACAGAAAGACUUGGCAGCCAUACUGGAAGAGAAGAAACAAGGUGGCACUGCAAUAGGUGCAAGAAUAGCAGAGUAUUCUCAUCUUUAUGAACAGGUGGUUUUUAAAGGUUCUCCAACCACUACGCCAGUGCUGAAAUCAUCUAUCAGUAUUGCCGGCCCCCAUCCACUUUUCCCUAGCACCAAAUCCUCCCCUUCCCUUUCUGAGAGCUCUACCCAAGAGUCUGACUGGAUGAACUGCACAUACAGUAAUGGAGAACUUGCUGAUUUUGUACCUUGGCCUGCAGAAACAACAGUAUGCACUUCAACCCCACAGAGAGGACUGGCACCUGCGAGUUCUACUCCUGCUUUGAAGAACCUCCCUCCUACGCCGAGUACUCCACCCAAUCAGCGUUGGAGUGCUUGUGUGACACCAAUUAAAGAUGACUCUGAUCACAUUUACAGUUCAAUUGGACCACGUAACGCCAGGGUGUCACCCUACGAUCGCUGCCAGUCCUCAUCUUCACUGAUAGACCAGACCAGAAAAGAGAAUGGCAGGGGUCCAAGUAAUCAGGUGUGGGAGGUCAAAGGAAACGAAUCAAGGACACACAUGCCACGGCAGCGCAGCCUCCCAGAUUGCCCCAUCCAGGGGACUUUAGACGUUACAACGCCAUGCGAUAUCACACUGCGGGACUCACAGCAAAUAUUGGUGCUCAACAAAAAGGUGCCACUGAAUGCUCAAAGUGCCACUGAGAAUUAUCUGGCCAACUUUAAAGACACUGGAGAUGAUGACGAUGACUAUGUAGAGAUCCGUUCUGAAGAUGAGGGUGUGGAGCAGAAGCAUGAAAUUGCUCAGACGCACAAUCUGCCUGGAACUGCAGUAAAGUACUGUAACCCACCUCAAGGCAGCAUGCAAACCCUUGUAAAAGGACAGCAGGUUUCCCCUAACCCUGAGAUGGCUCUGCAGGGAUACUUGUGGAAUGAUCCGGACUGCAGCCAGCAAGGUGUGAAUGAGCCCACUAUUGUCCAGUCAUUGAGGGAAAAGUUCCAGUGUCUCAGCUCAAGCAGUUUUGCAUAAGAAGCAGCAAAGAUGGACAAUAUGUCACAUACUUACCACAAAGGAAGAAAUGAGACACAUCAAACUUAAACUUCCACAUGGAACAUGUUACAGAGCUUAAAGACACAACACAAAGCACAAGACAUACUACAUUUGAACUCUAAUUCAUUGUACUUUACAGAGCUAAAUGUACUCAACAACAUACAACUUGUAAAUUAUGGAUUCAGCAUUAUUCUGCUCAUCUCUACACUUGAAUUCAGUUAAACAUUGUAUUAUAUAUCCAAUCAGAACACUGUACACAACAUCUGAUUUAUCUCAUCUUCUUAUGUUAUCUCGUUUUCUUAAUAUGAAGAACCAAUAAUUAUAUCCCAUGAAAAUUCAUGUACAUGUCAGAACAUGUUUUAAAGGGGGGGUGAAAUGCUCGUUUUCACUCAAUAUCCUGUUAAUCUUGAGUACCUAUAGAGUAGUACUGCAUCCUUCAUAACUCCAAAAAGUCUUUAGUUUUAUUAUAUUCAUAAGAGAAAGAUAGUCUGUACCGAUUUUUUCCGGAAAAACACGAGCGUCUGUAGGCGUGAUGUGUGGGCGGAGCUAAAGAAUCAUGAGAGCCAGUAGGCUUUUGCGCUGAUAGCGUUUGGAAGCUGUGACAUUACCUGAGGACAAAACCAACCAAAACAAACCAUUGCUAACGGUCAGAUUCAGCGUAUAUUUAUGAUCCAGAGGCUGAAAUUUAACAGGAGCAGCAGCAACAACAGCGGCUCUAUGUGGUAUGUACUGAAACUGUAUAUAUAUUUGCUUAGCGGUUUUGGAAAAUGAUUAAGUUCCACUUUGUGUUUUUUUUUUUUUUUUUUUUUUUUUUUUUUUUUUUUUUUUUUUUAAGCUGUACAUGUGGAAAGUGCAGUUUGAUGACAACAUCGCAUGUUGUUUACUUGAUGUGCUUACGCGCCGAUAGCUAAGUUAACAACACAGAGAUAUUUGAAGCCGUUUCACUCACCGCAUGCGGUUCCAACACACGAUUGUGACCCUUUUUCGUUGGGACUGCAUUAUCCUUAAGAAAUAAACGAUGUGCAAAUCCGGCAUCAAACUGGACCUUGUUUGUAAAACAAGCAUCUUCGAAAUACAGGGGAACAAACACAAACACUUACACAACUCCGUUGAUGCUCUGUAAAAAUAAACUCCAUCCACUGGUCCCUUAAUGCUGUUUCUCUUUUGGUAAUCUGUGCAGGGUUGUCUUGCCCUGGCAACCAAAAACACACUCCUUUUGUGAGAUUUCGCGACGCUCUUGCUUUGAUCAGUGAAGUCUGUUGUGCUCUCAGUGCUCUGCUAUACGGGAGCGCGCGCUCUUCCGGCAGAAGUGCCUUAGGACCCAUAUAAGGAAAUUCCGCUCCAUCUAACGUCACACAGAGCCAUACUCGAAAAAAACUUUCCGAAACUUGUGACAAACGGGAAGGAGUAUUUUUGGAACAGAAAUACUCCUUCAAUCAUACAACUUAAUUUUUGAAACUUUGUCCAUGUUUAGCAUGGGAAUCCAACUCUUUAACAGUGUAAAAAACUCAGUAUGCAUGAAAUAGCAUUUCACCCCCCCUUUAAGAAAGACACACAUUGGCUACAUGGGCUUUAAUGGCAGGCACUUAUUUCUCUCUAAAGCUGUUACAAUAUUCUCAAACUACUGGUUAUAAUAUUCUAGUACAUGUAUAUAAAUGUUGACAUACAAGCUUUAAGAUAAGCCACAUACGCUGCACAUUAAUGGGGAUGUUAAUUCAAUUAUACGCCAUGAUUUCUGUGUGAACAACAGUUCCUUAAACCAAUAAUGAAAUAUUUUCCUUUUAAUUGUGUAGGAGUUAGUCAAUUUGGUUUUGUAGGUGGCUGCAUCUAGAGGAAAGUAUGCUAACAUCAGCCAGUGACCAUUCAGUGUGUAAUUUGUAAUAUUUGCAUGGCACAUUUUUUCGGGUCCAGGAAUACAUAGAAUCCAUAUAUAUUUUACCAUGCUGUACAUUAGGUAUAUAUAUAGGUUUAUCAGUCUGUAAAGUCAUAAUAAGUAUACUUAAAAAUGUGAUCUGUUUUUUCUAAAAUAUAGUUACAAUCAGCCAUGCCUCGGAAAUAAGCACAUCAUCAGUAAUUAUGGCAUAAAAUAACUUAUACUGCUUUUAGAUGUAAUUUUUGCUAGCAUCAUUUCAGGUACACAUCUUGUAAAUGUAAUUGGCAAAAAAGACAAGACAAUUUAAUUUAUAGUGUGUUCAUUUUAGGUUAAUCUGAUUGUGUUCAGGGACCAUGGUGGAUAUUAAGGAGUUUGAGGUGUCACAAAUGUACUGUAAUUGGAUGUAAAUUUGAGUUUAAUACUGUGUUGUCUGAUCAUUUAAUUGUUUAGUGUUUAAAAUAUUCAGCAUUGGCUGUCCCCACCCUGUCUCUGCCUUUAAACUACGCACUGUUUGGCUCACACACUGUCUGUCAUCCCAAAGAUUUAGUGAUUUUCACAGCACCUUUCAGUUUAUUUUACUUAUUUUUUUACAUCUGGGAAAAAUGUUAUUUACCCCCUGUAAUUAAUUAUGUUUUGAAUGGUGGUUCAGCUGGCAUGAUUUUCAAAUGUGCUGUUAAUAGAGUCUCUGAGUCAAGUCUCUUUCAUGAGCAAUGUUCAAAGAUGUUACUUUAAAAUGUUACAUUGAAAUCUCCUAUAGCCAAGAUCUAUUAAGUACCAUUGUAAAUAAACUGAAUUUAAAUAUGGAUGGAAGCUUUGAGAGAAUGAAGUAUGUUUAUAUAGUUUUUCUUUCACUUUUAUUUAGUUGUACAUUUUUUUGUGUGUUUCACUGGUUGGGACUGUUAUCAAGUUGAAUUGUUACUGUUGCACUUUCCCUCCUUUUAAACAUUCUGUUUGUAAAGAUUUUAAUUUUAAUGAAUGUUGCCAUUACCUAUUUCAGUGGUAUUAAGUUGUUGCCCUUUUUUCUUUCUUAUAUAAAACUGCCUAGUUGUAAUUGGUCAAAGAUGUAAUGUAGGCAACAAAUAAACAUUCAAUUGAAACAAAA
This is a messenger RNA of Carassius gibelio (silver crucian carp), 7970 nucleotides long. RefSeq names its product pleckstrin homology domain-containing family G member 1. The record is from RefSeq and is a predicted model, not a curated record. Gene Ontology annotation, molecular function: guanyl-nucleotide exchange factor activity. The coding region runs from base 331 to 4974 and encodes 1547 amino acids. NCBI's taxonomy places the organism in Eukaryota, Metazoa, Chordata, Actinopteri, Cypriniformes, Cyprinidae. The transcript has 18 exons.